Molecule: messenger RNA, 1562 nt
Organism: Oppia nitens
Lineage: Eukaryota; Metazoa; Arthropoda; Arachnida; Sarcoptiformes; Oppiidae
Gene: TfIIEalpha
Product: general transcription factor IIE subunit 1-like
Exons: 2
Coding region: 168-1487 (439 amino acids)
Biological process (GO): transcription open complex formation at RNA polymerase II promoter; transcription initiation at RNA polymerase II promoter
Cellular component (GO): transcription factor TFIIE complex
Source: RefSeq, a predicted model, not a curated record
AAUAUAACGUAAUUUGUGAAGUAUUGGUAAUUUUGUUGAUAUAUUUGAUGAUAAUUUAAAUGUCAACUCAAAUAAAGUGAUGUUUGUAUUGAUUCAAUUGAAAGCAUUUAAAGUGAUGUCAAUUGAAGUGUUUUGUUGACCGCCGAUGACAUCAACCAAGACAUACAAUGUCUGUGGAUAUCCCGCGAAGUUUGAAGCAUUUGGUUCAGCGCGUGAUGCGUGGCUUUUACCCGAUAGACCACGUGAUUGUUGUUGACCUGUUGUUGAGGAAGAGAUUGAUCAAAGAGGACGAUAUCAUUGAAUUAUUGAAGUUUGAGAGGAAACAGUUGAGGUCAGUGUUGGCCGCACUUGAAAAGGAUAAACUGACAAAAAAGAAACUGAAGAUCGAAACGGCGACCGACGGCAAAGCCAAUAGACAUAACUAUUAUUAUAUUAAUUUCAAGGCUUUCGUUAAUGUCGUUAAGUAUAAGUUGGAUCACAUGAGGAAAAAGUUAGAGUUAGAGGAAAGGGAUCUCACGGCCAGAGCUUCAUUUGUUUGUGAUGACUGUCAUAAAACAUUCACUGAUCUAGAAGUGGAUCAACUAUUGGAUCCAAUGACAGGCGAUAUGAGAUGUUCCUAUUGUGUGGGAGAAGUCAAAGAAGAUCCAAAUCAUAUGCCAAAAGCCGACUCGAGGUUAUUGGUGGCAAAAUUCAAUCAAACUAUGGAACCGCUUUGGCUUCUGCUUAAAGAUGUCGAAGAUAUACGUUUAUCGAACGAUUUGCUCGAACCCGAAAUACAAGUGUCCAGUGAAUCGGGUCCUCAAACGCAAAAUAACAAUUCAAAUAACUCAAUGGCUGGCAGACAAUGGACAGAUAAAAACAGAGCCAUUAAUAGUGAAUAUGAAAACUCUGUACUCAAUGACCACAAAAACUAUAUGGUUAAGAUUGAAGACUCAAAUACCGAUGAGGCUAAUGGUAGCGCUGACCAGCAUUUGGUUCGGGCUAAGAAAGAACAGCCUUCGUGGAUGUUAGAGAGCACUGUCUCUAAUAUCAAUAAUACCAUUAAUUUAAACUCAAAUAACGACACAUCCAUAACAAUUAGCACAACAUCAAAAACUUCAAACAAAUUUUCAUCAAAAUCGAUGUCAAAUUUAAUCCAAACUAAUAGUUUUGAAAACAACGAGCCGUCAAAAGAGAUUUUGGAAACACUUUUGAUUCACGAGAAAACUGAAAAUAAUAACUCUUCAGCGGUUUCUAUGCUAUUAAAUGAAACAACAAAUCAUUUAACGAAUAGCUAUAACAAUAAUAUUGACAAUAAUGAAGAAGAAAUUAUGAGCGAAGAGGAAGAAGAAGACAAUGAUAAUCAACAGCCGAUAAUCAUUGUCGGUAAUCAAACGAUACCAUUGAGUGAAGUCAAUGAUGAAAUCAUAUCACAAAUGACUGAUGAGGAAAGGGAUGAAUAUAUACGAUUGAGUCAACAAGUUUAUGCUCAUAUGUAUGACAUUUAAAAUAUUAUCAUUUUAAAACUCAUUUCUAUUGACUAUUAUAAAAAUAUGUAUAUAAAUUAAACAUUUAAAUAAAGU